Molecule: messenger RNA, 746 nt
Organism: Macrobrachium nipponense
Lineage: Eukaryota; Metazoa; Arthropoda; Malacostraca; Decapoda; Palaemonidae
Product: serine/threonine-protein kinase rio2-like
Exons: 3
Coding region: 83-544 (153 amino acids)
Source: RefSeq, a predicted model, not a curated record
CUCCCUCAUUCUCUGCCUCGUGCCCUUAGGAUACAGCCUUGUGCCCUUCUGGUCUCCGCUAAGCAAGGAAGCAUCUACGAACAUGAAGAUCAGGUUCGCCUUUGUGUUGUUGGGUUUUCUCGCCGUGAUUGGUAUCUCGUCAGCAACGCCGCCAGCUGACAGGGACAACUACUACGAGCUGGUUAACCAAGACGAAGAGGAAACAUACGGAAUUACCAACUACGUCAGCAGGAUGAAAAGAGACGCUGAUGAUGAUGAUGACGACGAUGACAAAGAUGAUAGUGGAGAUGACGAUGACGAUGACGAUGAUGACGACGAUGACGGCAAUAAGAAGAAGAACAAAUCCCCGAAGAAAGAAGAGGAGCCGAAAAUUGAGCCUAAAAUGGAAGAAGACCCUCCCAAGGAAGAGGACCCUCCGAAGGAAGAGGAUCCUCCCAAGGAAGAGGAUCCUCCCAAGGAAGAGGAUCCUCCCAAGGAAGAGGAUCCUCCCAAGGAAGAGGAUCCUCCCAAGGAAGAGGACCAGACAGAAGCCCCCGCAGAGUAAAUUCGCCCACUACGUCCUCCCAGUUGUUGGUGAUAACAGUUCAAAUGAAUAACAUUAAUGGUUAAUGAAAGUUAAUUGCACUGCAGUAUGUAAAUUUCUGUAAUAGUUUCCAUCUUCGUUAUAUUAGUCAAUUUUACUGUCCAAACCAAUUCUUUUGCUGGAUAUGACGAAACUGAUGUAAUGAAUUUUAUGUUCAGUAUGA